This is a messenger RNA of Opisthocomus hoazin, 4445 nucleotides long. Lineage: Eukaryota; Metazoa; Chordata; Aves; Opisthocomiformes; Opisthocomidae. The record is from RefSeq and is a predicted model, not a curated record.
AUGGCCGCCUUUGGGGAGGCGGCCCCUUACCUCCGAAAGUCAGAAAAGGAGAGAAUCGAGGCCCAGAACAAGCCUUUCGAUGCCAAGACAUCCGUCUUUGUGGUACAUGCUAAGGAAUCCUUUGUGAAAGGGACAAUCCAAAGCAAAGAAUCAGGGAAGGUCACUGUCAAGACUGAAGGUGGAGAGACCCUUACCGUGAAGGAAGAUCAAGUCUUCCAGAUGAACCCUCCUAAGUAUGAUAAAGUUGAAGACAUGGCCAUGAUGACCCACCUCCAUGAACCCGCUGUGCUGUACAACCUCAAAGAGCGUUAUGCAGCCUGGAUGAUCUACCCAACAUGCUGUCUCCCUUCCUCGCCGACCCACUCGGGUCUCUUCUGUGUCACUGUCAACCCCUACAAGUGGCUGCCGGUGUACAACCCGGAGGUGGUGUUGGCCUACCGAGGCAAGAAGCGCCAGGAGGCCCCUCCACACAUCUUCUCCAUCUCUGACAACGCCUAUCAGUUUAUGCUUACUGAUCGCGAGAACCAGUCAAUCCUGAUCACCGGAGAAUCCGGAGCAGGGAAGACUGUGAACACAAAGCGUGUCAUCCAGUACUUUGCAACAAUUGCAGCGAGCGGGGAGAAGAAGAAGGAGGAACAGUCAGGCAAAAUGCAGGGAACGCUUGAGGAUCAAAUCAUCAGCGCCAACCCACUGCUGGAGGCCUUUGGAAACGCCAAGACCGUGAGGAAUGACAACUCCUCACGCUUUGGCAAAUUCAUCAGAAUCCACUUUGGAGCCACAGGCAAACUGGCUUCUGCUGACAUUGAAACUUAUCUGCUGGAGAAGUCCAGAGUCACUUUCCAGCUCAAGGCAGAAAGAAGCUACCACAUAUUUUAUCAGAUCAUGUCCAAUAAGAAGCCAGAGCUAAUUGACAUGCUCCUCAUUACGACCAACCCUUUUGAUUUCCACUAUGUGAGUCAAGGUGAGGUCACUGUUCCCAGUAUUGAUGACCAGGAGGAGCUCAUGGCUACAGAUAGUGCCAUUGACAUCCUGGGCUUCACUGCUGAUGAGAAGACGGCCAUCUACAAGCUGACAGGGGCUGUCAUGCACUAUGGGAACCUGAAGUUCAAGCAGAAACAGCGAGAGGAGCAGGCAGAGCCGGAUGGCACAGAAGGUAUCAGUAAAUCCAGCAGACAACUUGUUCAAAGAACUUCUCUGUUUGCACAGAUGAUAAGUUCGACUCUGAAGACAGGCAGUAAGUUUUACAACAGAAAUUCUGCUAAGGAAACACACGCUGUUGGAGUGGUGUUCUAUCUGGGGAACUUCAAACAGCAUUAGGAGAAGGCUAGCAAAACCCGGUGGUGUUUCUCACACAUUGAGAACCUGUGCACUACUCCUUGCUUUGGGCAGUUCAACAGCUUUGAGCAGCUGUGCAUCAACUUCACCAACGAGAAACUGCAACAGUUCUUCAACCACCACAUGUUCGUGCUGGAGCAGGAGGAGUACAAGAAGGAAGGAAUUGAAUGGGAGUUCAUUGACUUUGGGAUGGACCUGGCUGCCUGCAUUGAGCUCAUUGAGAAGCCCAUGGGCAUCUUCUCCAUCCUGGAAGAGGAGUGCAUGUUCCCCAAGGCAACUGACACCUCUUUCAAGAACAAGCUCUAUGACCAGCAUCUGGGCAAGUCCAACAACUUCCAGAAGCCCAAGCCUGCCAAAGGCAAGGCUGAGGCCCACUUCUCCCUGGUGCACUAUGCUGGCACAGUGGACUACAACAUCUCUGGCUGGCUUGAGAAGAACAAAGACCCCCUGAAUGAAACUGUCAUUGGGUUGUAUCAGAAAUCAUCUGUGAAGACACUGGCCUUACUCUUUGCCAGCUAUGGUGGGGAAGCAGAGGCUGGUGGUGGCAAGAAGGGUGGCAAGAAGAAGGGGUCUUCUUUCCAGACUGUCUCAGCUCUUUUCCGGGAGAAUUUAAACAAGCUGAUGACAAAUCUACGCAGCACUCACCCCCAUUUUGUACGAUGCAUCAUCCCAAAUGAAACAAAAACACCUGGCGCCAUGGAGCAUGAGCUGGUGCUGCAUCAGCUGCGAUGCAACGGUGUGCUGGAAGGGAUCAGAAUUUGCAGGAAAGGAUUCCCCAGCAGAGUCCUGUAUGCUGACUUCAAACAAAGAUACAGAGUUCUUAAUGCAAGUGCUAUUCCAGAAGGCCAGUUCAUAGAUAGCAAGAAGGCUUCAGAGAAGCUUCUUGGGUCCAUUGAUGUGGACCACACCCAGUACAGAUUUGGUCACACCAAGGUGUUCUUCAAAGCCGGGCUGGUAGGUCUGCUGGAGGAGAUGAGAGAUGAGAAACUAGCAGAGAUUAUGACCAUGACACAAGCCAGAUGCAGGGGCUUCCUGAUGAGAGUGGAGUAUCGCAAAAUGGUGGAGAGAAGGGAAUCCAUCUUCUGUAUUCAAUACAAUGUUCGUGCAUUCAUGAAUGUCAAGCACUGGCCCUGGAUGAAGCUGUUCUUCAAGAUCAAGCCCUUGCUGAAGAGUGCAGAAUCUGAGAAGGAGAUGGCCAACAUGAAGGAAGAAUUUGAGAAAACCAAGGAAGAGCUUGCAAAGUCUGAGGCCAAGAGGAAGGAGCUGGAGGAGAAAAUGGUGGUCCUGCUUCAGGAGAAAAAUGACCUGCAGCUCCAAGUGCAGGCUCUUCGGAAGAAGCUGGCACAGCGGUUGCAGGAUGCAGAGGAACACGUCGAAGCUGUGAAUGCCAAAUGUGCCUCCCUGGAAAAGACAAAGCAGAGGCUGCAGAAUGAAGUGGAGGACUUGAUGAUUGACGUGGAGAGAUCCAACGCUGCCUGCGCAGCUCUGGAUAAGAAGCAGAAGAACUUUGACAAGAUCCUGGCGGAGUGGAAGCAGAAGUAUGAGGAAACGCAGGCUGAGCUGGAAGCCUCCCAGAAGGAGUCUCGCUCUCUCAGCACGGAGCUGUUUAAGAUGAAGAAUGCGUAUGAGGAGUCCUUGGACCACCUGGAAACGCUGAAGCGUGAGAACAAGAACUUGCAGCAGGAGAUUGCUGACCUGACGGAGCAGAUUGCUGAGGGAGGAAAGGCGAUUCAUGAGCUGGAGAAAGUGAAGAAGCAGAUUGAGCAGGAGAAAUCUGAAAUCCAAGCCUCCCUGGAGGAAGCUGAGGCCUCCCUUGAACAUGAAGAGGGCAAGAUCCUGCGCCUCCAACUUGAGCUCAACCAGGUGAAGUCUGAGAUUGACAGGAAGAUAGCAGAGAAAGAUGAGGAGAUCGACCAGAUGAAGAGAAACCACCUCAGAAUUGUGGAGUCCAUGCAGAGCACCCUGGAUGCUGAGAUCAGGAGCAGGAACGAAGCCCUGCGGCUGAAGAAGAAGAUGGAGGGAGACCUGAAUGAAAUGGAGAUUCAGCUGAGCCAUGCCAACCGUGUGGCUGCAGAGGCACAGAAGAACCUGAGAAACACACAGGCGGUGCUCAAGGACACCCAGAUACACUUGGACGAUGCUCUGAGGACACAGGAGGACCUGAAAGAGCAAGUGGCCAUGGUGGAGCGCAGAGCAAACCUGUUGCAGGCUGAAGUGGAGGAGCUACGGGCAGCCCUGGAGCAGACAGAGCGGUCGAGGAAAUUGGCUGAGCAGGAGCUUCUGGAUGCCACUGAACGUGUGCAGCUCCUCCAUACCCAGAACACCAGCUUAAUCAACACCAAGAAGAAGCUAGAAACAGACAUCAUGCAAGUUCAGAGUGAAAUGGAGGAUACGAUCCAGGAAGCUCGCAAUGCUGAAGAAAAGGCCAAGAAGGCCAUCACAGAUGCAGCCAUGAUGGCAGAAGAGCUGAAGAAGGAGCAGGACACCAGCGCCCACCUGGAGAGGAUGAAGAAGAACCUGGACCAGACGGUGAAGGACCUGCAGCACCGUCUGGAUGAGGCCGAGCAGCUGGCACUGAAGGGAGGCAAGAAGCAAAUCCAGAAGCUGGAGGCCAGAGUGCGGGAGCUGGAAGGGGAGGUUGAUGCUAGUGAGCAGAAGCGCAGCGCUGAAGCCGUGAAGGGUGUGCGCAAGUACGAGCGGAGGGUGAAGGAGCUGACCUACCAAUCUGAGGAAGACCGGAAGAAUAUUCUCAGGCUGCAGGAUCUGGUGGACAAGCUGCAAAUGAAGGUGAAAUCCUACAAGAGACAGGCUGAGGAGGCUGAGGAGCUGUCCAAUGUCAACCUCUCCAAGUUCCGCAAGAUCCAGCACGAGCUGGAGGAAGCCGAGGAGCGGGCUGACAUUGCGGAGUCGCAGGUCAACAAGCUCCGAGUGAAGAGCCGAGAGUUUCACAGCAAGAAGAUAGAAGAAGAAGAGUGAGGAUGUCGUGAGGCAGCAAAGUGACCUGAAGGAAGCACAAAAUGUGAACCUUUCGGUCAUUUCAUUCUGUAAUUAGUCUUUGUAAGCAUGUCAAUAUCUAGAGAAUAAAGAAUGUAGACUUCUUCGCAUACACA